Ambispora leptoticha is the source of this 1047-nucleotide messenger RNA. The record is from the annotation of a GenBank genome assembly. NCBI's taxonomy places the organism in Eukaryota, Fungi, Glomeromycota, Glomeromycetes, Archaeosporales, Ambisporaceae.
AUGUCAUUUGGCGGAUUUCUUGCGGUUACUAUAUCACUAUUAGCGCUCGCUGUAUUAGUAGUCACCUUUCCAAAACCUGGAAAACUUCCCACUCAAGUACCAUCAGAUAGUACUGGAUUACCAACGUGGCAUGGACCAACAGACUACGAUCAAAAUAGACGAUACUCGAUAUUCACGUUCUCUUUUGUCCUACAAACUUUUGCAGCAGUAUACGCAUUCAAAUGGGCAAACAACACUGCAAAUAUUCCAAAAAAAGUUGUAUCGUAUUUUAGUGACGGCAUUAGUAAGACACGAACCACCACUUUUAAUCGAUUACUCGCAUUCUAUGCGUUGUUCACAGCCCUUGCCGCGUUGGCUCUUAUAGCAUUUGAUAUUGGGAAAUUGUGGGAAGCAUUCGGUCUCUGGCAUAACUUGUGGGAAGUAGCAAUUUUGACGUUGUUGAAUCAAAGCGGAGAGAUCAAAAGUGUGACCCGUUAUGUACUUGGACUUGGAACAUAUUUUCUUGGUGUUAAUUCCAUUGUUUUGUUCUUGAAUUGGCCUUUUGACGCAGUAUUUUUUAAAUUUCAAGGUCUUAUUGCCGACUUUGCACUAGUCAUUUUCUAUACGCGCAUCUAUUUGAACACGCGUAAACAUAUUGGAGAAGAAGUUGGGGAACAACUCCCAUUAAACAUUGAAGAAUACGAAAACGUCGGUGGAAGCAAUGAAGAAGCAUCGAAACCCGUAUUAAUAGAACACCCUAAACAAUUGUUACUUUUGGUUGCCGCUUCUUUGGUACAUGUAUUAGGCAACUUGUCGAACACAAUUCUACCUGAAAGUGCUACCGCUGACUUGUUAUUCAACAUCUCAUACACGAUAACAUUCCCACUUUAUGUAUUAUACGUCUACUUGGAUACACACUGUGCUAGCGUAUUACCCCAGAAACGAAUCUACUUACCGCAACCUGCCGCAUGGAAAACUGCCGUCAUUUUUAUUUGGUCAUCUUUCUUUGCGUUGUUGUCGAUUAGAAGUUUGUUGUCUGCUGUUGGAGGGGAUGAUAAACAGAAUUAA